Porites lobata is the source of this 19767-nucleotide messenger RNA. Lineage: Eukaryota; Metazoa; Cnidaria; Anthozoa; Scleractinia; Poritidae. The record is from the annotation of a GenBank genome assembly.
AUGGAUAAUCUCGUCAAAGUUACAUUGAGGUCUCAGACCAUAUUCAGUGGCUUUCUUUUUUUAUUCUCUGUGAUUUCCUGGUCCACUGUCAUUAAUGAACUUAAAGACUAUGAAGGCAGAGACAGGCUGCAAUUCAACUGUAUGCCGGAAGAAAUUAAAUUCAAAACACAGCGUUGUUAUAACAAUUACACUUCUGCCAUGAGUUCAUACCUAACACCGCUGGGUUUUGCUGGUAUUACCUUUGGUGUGUCGGGAUUUGGCUGGCUGUUUGUUACUCUGCUAGGUGUCGAGAUGUGGCGACGCAUCCGCAAAGAGGCAAAUAUAGAGAGACAAAAAAAGUUGGAGAGACUAUGUUUUUGGGUGUUUAUUUUUCACAUCUGCGGUCAGUUUGUCCUUCUAGUUGUCAUGAUCGGACUGUUCUUGCGUUACCAGAAACUUAAAUAUCCUGCGGAGUAUAGUUGUUUUUCAGCAAACACAACGCUCACAUGCAACGACUUACGAUACAAAGAGAAAUCAAACCUCAACAUUGCUAUUAUUGUGGUCUUUUCAGUAUCCAUUGUAUUCUGUUUAUUGACCAUAAUUCAUUUAGCAUUAUCAAAGGAUGAACUAUCAAAGCUAUUGCUAGGAAAUAUUGAAGAAGACCAUAAUGGGGAGGAGAACAUACCUUUACAAGGUGAGUUACUACAAUGCUAUCAACAUUAUAUUAGUCCUCAAUGCUGCCUCACUCACUAAAGAGCACCUUCCUUGAAACUAUUUUGAUCAAGCAAGGGACCUAUUAAACUGUAGUUGUCUUUAUAGUUACCAGUUACCAUUUUUAGCUUAGCUUUUAGUAAGCUUUAGCAUCAAUGAUUGAAAAGAAAAUGUCAAAAUUUUAAAUAACUCCUCUUUCUGAGAAGAAACACAGAGCUUUAUUUGCCUCUGUCAACUCACCGUGAAGGAAAAAGUUUUUUUUGUCACUUCUUGCAAAUGCUGUCAACAGCGUCGGGCUACAAUCGAGGUGAGCUUUGUUUAUCUGCAGUGUUCUUUGCCAUGUUAACUUGCUGGCACGUACAGUUUUCGAAAUUAUUUGCUUAACUUUUUUUCUCCUUAAAUUUACUUCUAUUUCUACUCAAAAUUGGUCUUGUGAUGAACUCCCGAGUUCACAAAACAGUUAAACAAAGCGGCCUCGUUUUCCUCUGUAGUGGUAAAAACAUUGCUUUGAGCGUAUGAAAGUCAACUACAGUAAAUCACUUCACAAUAAAUCACGCUGUUUAAACACCAUGGAAGUCUUUUCUGACCUUCAAAAUCAUCGACACUGGGAUAUUCUUGUAUUUUCAAAAAGGUCUUACUCGACUGAAACUUCAUGGUCGCGAUUUUGUUUUGCUUUAUAUAUAUUCACCGCCUUUCGCUUUGAAUAUCUAAGCAAUGUCCACCCUUUCUAUGGGUUUACCGGCGUGAUAACCCACGCGGGAUGUUGGGAGAACACUCGAAAAGCUUGUAAAUCACUCGCCUUCGGCUCGUGAUUUCCAAGCAUUUCGAGUGUUCUCCCAACAUCCCGCGUGGGUUAUCACACCCGUAAACCCAUAGAAAGUAUGGCGCAUUGCUUUCAUAAAAUAACUUUAAGUUUUCUAUGAGUUUACCAGCACAAUAAACCAUAGGUUUUUAACCAAUCAGAAUGCGCGUACUAUCUUAGUUAUUUUAAAUGUCAUAGUCCGAGAUAGCAAACCAAUCAGAUUGCUUGAAUCACAAGAUCACUCAGUGUGUAUAUACUAAUAAGUCAUAUAAGCAGCAACGAUUGACAUUAAUUAUACCCACGUAUAAUUAUAUACUUUGAAGUAAACAUUGAUUGUCAUCAACAUUAACUGCAUGUUGUUAAGCUUUGUUAGCAAUUGAAUAAAAAACUAUUUAACUCAGUCAGAAAUUUUCAGUCCUUUGAAAGACUGCUUUCACUAAACAAGUCAUGAAAUUUUCCCUUGACGUUUUACCUAUAGAUUAACACAUUUAUAAGAAAUUAUGAUAUUGCAAUUGCUGUUGUUUGGUAACCUGACUGACUUUAUGACAUGCACUAGGUCUACCAGCCUACCUUGCAUAUUCAUUAAAAUGCAAAAAUAACAGUUUGGUACUAAAAAUGUUCUGAUACCUGCAUAUGUGUUUGUCACUAAUCCCUGUCAACGUCAGAGAACUGAGUGACUUCUAAAUUUUCAGUCUUGUUCAAAUUUAUUCUUGUUACUGUUACAGAUGUUGUUUCAAAACAAGAGUCUGCUGAUAGAGAUCACUCAAAAACAGCAGGUAAAGAAAUAGGUUAGUCUGUGACCUGAAUCCUUAGUCUAUAAGAGCCCUUGAUGGGCCUUUGUCACACGGCACCCAUUUUGUCCUGCGAAACUGAAGUAGCUUUGUUUCCUGUCUAGCCUCGUUCCUAAGUUUUUCGCUGCAAGGUUGAGGGUGAUAAAACAAAGCUUUUUCAAUCUCUCGGGACAAUAAUGAAACAUUUGUAAAUCAAAGAAAGACUAUCGUCAACUCGUGGGUACCUUGUUUAGAAAAUAAUCAAUUAGUUAUCACCUCUGGUUUUCCCACAGUGAAUUUUAGAAAAUGAGAGAAAUUCAUAUUAUAAAUAUACUAUCCUUGUUCUGGAAACACAAUACUUUUCUUGCUGUUUAUUGCACUUUAGUAACAGUUAUUUAAGUAUAUAUUUAAAAACAAAACAAAAAAACAGCAAAACAAAUAAGCAAACAAGACAAAACAAAAAAGAAAAAAAAAGGAAGAAGGGAAAAAGAAGGUCAUUAGCGGGAUUUGAACCCGGUACCUUCGGUUUGACCCGACCUCACAUAGCCACUACGCCAUUGAGAACGGUCAUUUGAUUUGACGAAAAGUCUCAAAUUUAAUGCCUUUUCCAUGGAACUUCCGCCGGCAAACGACCGGGGCAAACGAUCGAGCCAUAAAAACGACUCGAAGCAAUGGGAUGAAAUUAAGGCUAAUUGAAACCAGGCUACUGACAAGUAAACGCAUUUCAUACAAAGCCGACACAACUCCUCCGCGAAGUAGGACGCAAAACAUUAGCUUAUGUUUUCUUAUCUCGAUUUCCGCUGUUAUUUUAGAAAGGUAAUGCUCAAACUAACAUCCAUUUCCCCCCCGUGAUCUUGGGGAGUCCUUAAGAAGAAAAUACCAUACAUUUCACCAGUCCGUAUUUUAUAGUCCGUAUUUUAUACCCAGUCCGCAGUCCGUAGUCCGCAGUCCGUGUUUUAUACUGACCGCCAUAAAUUCAUUCAUACACAUAACCUACUACAGUACUACAAGGUAGGAGAUCAAGCCAGCGUCGAAGUUGAAGGAGUCGAAGAGCAAAUGCUCAUCUUCUUCUCAAGUUUAACGCCUGGACGGGUCAAAGGCUUUUGAAUCGUACUAAUUUGAAAGAUUCCUGCCUGUCUUAAAUUUGGUAAGACCUCUAUCCUAACCGUGCUGUAGCGCACGAUGCACGCUCGCAGCGAGGAAUUUGAUGCUACCGAACUUCGGCGAGCGCGUCCUUCUUUGGAAACGAUAGAUCUUCGCGCUCUCGAGUUCGGACCCGAUUAAUUACGAAGUGCGUCUACUACGAGUGAGUGAGUAACUCAUUUGCAUAUCUCAGUCCCUGCAAUAACUCGUGGUACGCUCGCGCGUACCCACGAGUUAAAAAUCAUCACAUUGCAUAUCUGUUCAAAGAUAAAGUUCUUAAAAUUUUAUGGUAUUUAGUAUCCGACAGUGCUGAGUCCAGACCUGGAGAUAAGGGGGGCCCAGUCCUCCAGACCUUAUAGAGGGGGUGGGGAACGGUCUCCCAAAAAUUUUUUUUGGCCCUUCAGGCCUCAUCAGUUUGGUCUUAAAAUAAGAGGGGGGCCUGGUCCCCCUGAGGCUCCUCCCCUGGAUCUCCCACUGUCUGAUAUCCAAACCACCGUCACAGUUGUGAUCUUCUUUGUUUUCUCUUUAUGAAUUAUUCUUUAUGAAUAUCACUAAUGAGUUGUAGAAUGGAUCUGCUUAAACUCUCUGGAAUAUCUUUAUCUAUGUGUUUGAGUAUAGUUUUUUUACGGUUCUCGAAGUGAAUGCAAACUAAAGUUCCGAUGUAAACAUGCAAAUGGAAUUCAAAAUGCCUACAGUCCCAUGUUUUCUGAGCAUUGCAAGUGUGGACAAACCUACUUGCCGUAAAAACCUGUAAUCAAGUACUUGUGGCGUCCAAGUUUGCAGGAUACUUUACCAAUAGGAAAUGUGGAGGAAUGUAGUCUGCAUUGUUUUUGCAAAAGAGAGCCUAACGUCGUGACAGUGAAUAUUUUGUAACACGGAGUCUUGGGUCUGUUUGUAGGUUUAAGGUUGAGCUUUGAAUUGUAAGGUUCAUUGUAUAGGCCACUUUUAUAUUGCCCAUAAUACACCUUGGUUACCACCCAUAAUUUGGCAAAGUAUUGUUUUCUCUUUUCAAUUCCUAUGCAAAAUUUGCCUGGAGUGAGGCCGGGGGUACAAGGCAUGUAUUAUCCGCUGUAUCAUAUGUAGAAGUAGCGAAUUGCAUUUAAUUCAUACAUGUCAAAAUGAACAUUUCAGAUGACUUAAUGCACUAAUUAAACUGAUCUGAUCAUGCGCAGUGUUGGUUCCUGUGUUCGCAGAAAAAUAAUUUCUCAAACUUGUUCGUAAAGAGAAAACAAAGAAAAUCACAACUUACCGUGACGGUGGUUUGGAUAUCAGAUAAUUAUUAUCAUAAAAUUUUGCAAAAUUUAUCUUUGACUUUCUCCAAGAAUUGUACCAUAAAUGAUUGAUUAAGCGCCGCGACGCUUAUACGAGAGCGGCGCUUAUUUGAGAGCAGCACUUAUUUCAACUACGGGUAAAACAGUGAGGGGAAUAUGGAGAGAAUUAAGUGAGGCGAAUACUUGGUAUGCACGAUUUAGUAUGAAGUAUGGUGAUCUUAAACCGUUAUAUGAACCUGGGUUCAAGAGCUUCCCUACGUUAAAACCUUAGAAAUCACGAGUUGGUUGAAGUCCUAUUUCUCAAGGGCUAUCAAGCACCAUAACAGAGGUGGGGCCUUAAUAUGUAAAUACCCAAAUUAGUGCCAUGGUGGUGCUUAUUAAUGUCUGUUAAAUUAUUUUUGGUAAAGGUGCCGCGCUUAAUAGAUUAUUUAUGGUAGUUCAUUUGAGAAGUUACAUCAAAAACUCCACUCAGUAUUUCAUCCGAUAUCCAGACACAUGCACCUUGAAGUCAGUCUUUAAAAACUCGGCUACACCUCGUUUUUCAACCCACUUUUCGGAGUCUGGAUAUCGGAUAAAACCAUGCCUGUUGUUUUUGAUAUAUUACUUUUCAAACUCGUUCAUUAUUCAUGAUCAUACAGUCAAAAGCCAAUAAAUGACAAUUAUUUGGGUCAGGUGGAUGAAUCUUGAUAUCUAAUGAAACACCAGGUAAAACACCACCAGGUUUUCAUCUGAGGUGAAACAUGUUUUUCAUCUGAGAUCAAACACUUGCAUUUUAAUGGUGUUUUAUUGAUUAACACAACUCAUGGGAACAAUGAAAUACCAGCUAGAGAAAACAUUUCACUGCAUAAUUUCUUAUUGUUUCAUUUGAGAAGACAUCACGGCCUCGUGCUUUCAUCUGUUUCUCGGUGUUUCGAACCCAUGAUGAAGCACUCUCCCUUGUUUUUUACAUAUUACACAAAAAUGUCUGUAGUCUCUUAGUUCAUGUAGAUUCAGCAUGGUAAUGGAUCAUUUUAAAUCUAUAGUUUUCGGUACUGUCACUGUUCUGUGUCUUAGACUCCUCAUUAAAACUCAUUUUGAAGUCUCAAAUGAUUAUUAAACUCGGCUCCACAAAAUAUGAUUUUUCAAUGUCUAUUAAUUAUUUGCACAUGCUGAAUAAUUAUUGAUCUGCUCACCACCUGGUACUGACAAAUCACUAUAUUUUGCUCACCCUCAUAAAAUAAUUAUGUUAGUUCACAACGGCUUAAUAGACUUGGUCUUUAGCUAUGAGUGUGUUAAUGCACCAACAAUGCUCGUGUUGAGACACCUGUGGCUGGAGACAUGGUCAACGACCAUGGCAAUCAGUGUACGAAGCCCUAGAGCUUCUGCUUGCUCUCUUCCAUAGGCUACGUCUGAUAUUCACAAGUGCAGUUAAUUUUAAAAUUCCCCCACCAAAUGAUUCAUACCUUAAUUAGACUAUUAAUUGACGUUUAUUCACCGUAAUGUAUCUGUAUAAUACACUGUAGUUUUUAGGUAAUGUUAUGUUUUUUAUGCAAUGGUUAGAAUCCGAGAUGUCAGAAUCUUCACAGGAAGGCAGUGAUGACAUCACAGCCCAGGUUACAACUGGACUCCCAUCUAAAGAUGAUACAAGCAGCCCUCAAGGGGACCCUCCUGAGCUUAAUAAAGUUCUUCCAUCCUCCGCUGAUAUUAAGGCAAUUACCAAACCUUCAAAACAUGCUGAUCUGCCAGUUGACAUUCUGUUACUUACAGUUACAAACUGUGAGUUCUUAGCUUGUUAUAGUGAGCUAAAAAACCCCUAUAGAUGUUGGUUUGAUGGUCUUGGCUAUGUUUACUUUUCUGAUGUGAGUCAAAGUCAAGAGGAGUUAAAAGUUGCUUUACUAAGAUGUUACAAAAAUGGUAUUGGUCCUGGUGGUUCUCUUGUAUCUGUAAAGAAUGCAGCCUCCGUGCUAAGACCCAAAGCAGUUAUUUCUGUAGGCACAUGUAGUGGCCUUGACCCUGCAAAAUCCAAGUUAGGAGAUGUUGUAGUGUCUGCCAAAUUAGCAACAUAUGCAUCGAAAGUAGUGACCAGCAAUCAAGAGCAGUCAACUGGUAUGAGAAGUUAUGUGAGCAAACGCUUUCUGAAUGUCAUUAAAAAUUGCACUGAUGGAUGGCAAGCACCUUUGAAGAAUCCUGAAGCUCAGCAAGUUCAAGUUUAUACUGAUGCUGAGUUUUUGAGUGGACCGGAAGAAGUCAGAGCUGAGUGGCGGCGUGAUCAACUUGCUGAAACCAAUCCUCGGGCAAUGGCAAUAGAAAAUGAAGGAGAAGGUGAGUUGACGUUUUAUGCAGCCAGUGUUAGGAAGGAAGUGCAUGCAGUCAGGUCUCUUUUAACUUGUAGAUGUGUAUGUUGCUUUUGAUUCAGUGUCUAUUUCAAGGCAUUGUUCAAUUCAUUGUUUGCUUGUUUGAGUUUGAUAUUAUAAUAUAUCUUUUUUUGCUGUAAAGGUGGGCCUGCUCCCAUUGAAUGGGUCUUCAUUCAAUGCUCAGUUGCCAGAGCACAGUUUGUCAUGCUAAUGCAGACGCCAUGGGUUCAAAUUCCGUUAGAGCCCCCCACCACCCUUCCCCCCUACUUUUUUCACGUUUCGCUUUGAUUGCUGUUUUAAUUACAAUGAUAAUAUCUGCAAAUUAAACCCAUUAAACCCUUAAGCGUUUGAUUAAUCUUCAAAAAUGGGUUAUCAGAAUAGUUUCCAGGGGUCCUUUUGAUGCACAUGCCAAUCCUAUUUUUGUAAGCUUACGAAUUCUAAAAUUUGAAGAUAUUAUCAAAUUCCAAAUAAGUAAAGUUAUAUACCUUAAUAAAAAGCACCUUCUUCCUAACAGUUUCAGUGACAUGUUUUUGCUUAACUGUGACGUACAUUCAUUUAGAAGUAAGAAUUCCAUCCGUUUCUCCUACUACAGGACAAAUGUAAGAAAAUUUUCAGUUUGUUUUUAAGGGCCCAAAAUAUUUCAUUCCCUUACUUCUGAAAUUCAGACUGCCUCUAGUAUUGCCUUGUUUAAUUCUAAACUUAAGUCAUUUUUUCUUGGUAUAAGUAUACUUUAGUUCUCUUAAUGCUUGUGUGUACUUUUUCGCUUUUUUUCUCAUUUAUUCUUGCAUUAUUUUUUUUCUCACCUUUCCUUUUUCGUUUUUUGCACUUACACGCCUUAUCACUUUUUAUCUAUGUUCUUAAAAAAAUUGUGCAUACUUAGAGAGUUAAAUUGUUUUGCCGAUGUCAGUAUUUUAUUUAUUUAUUAUAUAACAUAAUUUUAAAGGGGGUCCUAUUCACAAGCCUUAUUGGCUUCCUUGAACCCCCUUGCCCCAUCUCCUUUUAAACUUAAUACGUAUGUGUUUGUUUUUGAUGGCAAAAAUGAUAAUAAACAAAGAAAUAAAUAAAUUGACAAAUGAUAGGUGUUGGGAAGGUGCCUGGUGAAACUGAAAAACUGAAGGGAGCCACAAGCGAACGUGGAAGGUAACCGUGACAACCCUACAUAUAUGAGCAGCACCUUCCUGGCACUGUCACUGAGACCUUCAAAGGAGAAAUGCGCAGAUACUUACCAAAAAAACAUCUAAAGGGAAGUGAGGGCUGGGAGCAAAAAACAGGUUAAGUUACUGCAUGCAAAAGCAACAUAUGAUACUGUGAAUCAUUAUAUUCUGUUAGAUAAACUUGAGUACUAUGGAUUCAGGGGGAUUGUGUUAGAAUGGUUUCGUAACUUCUUAUCAAAUAGGAAACAAAUAGUUAAUUAUAGAUCCGUUGAGUCAACAAAUUCCAUCGUUACUUGUGGGGUUUCCCAAGGGUCUGUCCUAGGCCCCUCGUUGUUUUUAGUGUAUGUACAUGACAUUUCGGAAAGUUUAAGUUUGUUAUCAUUUUUGCUGUUUGCAGAUGAUAUUAAUUUAUUCAUCACUGACAAAGAUAUAUAUGUUAUUCACCGGCCCAGGUCGGUCCAUAUUGGGAGAAACUGUGCGCGAGGUCUGAGUACGGCCGAGGGCGAUACUCAGACCAAGGGCAUAGUUUCUCCCAAUAUGGACCGAGAUGGGCCAGUGAAUAACACUUUUUUCCUUCUGAGAUUUAAAACUUUUAAGAAAAUUUUACUUCAUCCUCCAACCUAUGUGUGUUGAAGUAGGACACGUCUCUGUUGAUGAAGCACGCAAUCGAUUACAAACCAAAACAAAACAUUAGAACAUGAUUUUUAGCUCGCUAAUUUAUAUUAUGACAAGCUCUCGAUCUUUUGAAAUAGUGAAAGGUUUUUGUGACUCGGUAGACAAUUCACAAUCUGAGAGUCAAACAAGGAUAAAAAGAUUGACAAGUUUAAUAUUAAAAGCCCCGGAAAAAAUAUACAGCAAAGAUUUUCUUUGGCUGAAUUACUUCAUAAAGAUUAGUUCAAUCGAGCGGGAUGAAAACUGCACAAAGGCUUUAUAAAAAGAGCUAUUAACACAUACCAAUCCGAAAGUUUUGAAAUGAUUUUGAAUAAAAGAAGGCAAUGUGAGUAUUGAAGAAUUUGAAAUGAAAGCAGCAAUAACGGACUGCUGGAAAAGUGAUUCGUAUUGUGUAUUUAAGAUUGAAAGCUAAGUCGGUAAUCAUUGACAACAACAUUUUCUGAUAAAUAGAAAACUAGCUAGCGAGGCAAAAUUCAAUGAAAAACGGCAGAAUCUAGAUUCAGACAGCAAAAAUGGAAAACAAAACUACAAACAGAGCAAAAAUGUUGAAUAAAGAGUGCACAAAAGCUUGUUCUGAAGAAUUAUCCACACCUUUAGCCCUUUUGUUUAAUAGAUCCUUUAGUCUAGGGAGAGUCCCUGAGCAAUGGGAGCCUGCUAACAUUUCACCGGUCUUCAAAGCAAAUGAAAGAGACCUUGUGGAAAAUUACAGAUCUAUUUCACUUCUGUCUAUUCCAGGAAAGUGUCAGGAGCGUAUAGUUCAUACUGCAAUUUAUUCCCAUGUCUCUGGUUACCUAUCUGAUUGGCAGCAUGGUUUUGUUAAAGGGAGAUCUACUGCUACACAACUAAUUUUGACUCAUCAUAAGUGGGCAAAAACACUUGAUGAAGGACGUCAAGUCGACGUAGCCUUUUUAGACUUUUCUAAGGCUUUCGAUCGUGUUCCCCAUAAUGUCUUGCUGCACAACCUUUGUAAUCUUGGAAAUGGUGUAAAGACUACCUUAGUAACCGAACUCAGAGAGUAGUCAGAGAUGGUUAUUCUUCCUCUUUGUCGGAAAUCACUUCCGGUGUACCACAAGGCUCUAUCCUUGGGCCAUUGUUUUUUGUAAUCUUCAUCAAAGAUUUACCAGAUGUAGUCUGUUCUGAUAAUACCAUUGCACUGUAUGCAGACGAUAGUAAGAUGUUUAGAGUAACUGACUGUGAUGAAGAUCUGAUUUACUUCCAAGAGGACCUAGACAAACUCCAUCAAUGGAGCCAACGUAAUCAGAUGGACGUCAACACUAAAAAGUGUAAGAUAAUGAGAAUCACUAGGAAACAAGUACCCUUUACUAACAGUGUGCGUAUAAAUGAUACCGUUCUUGAGGAGGUUUAAGAAUUUAAGGAUGUCGGAAUAUUGACUGAUGGCAGUUUAUCCUGGAACUCUCAUACUGACAUGAUUACUGCAAAGGCAAACAGAAUGCUGGGCCUAAUAAAAAGAACGUGCAAGGAUCUCAAGGAUAAAGCCACUUUAAAGACCUUGUUUUGUUCCCUCGUCAGAUCUAAUUUGGAAUACUGUUCGGUUGUCUGGUCUCCCUUCACAAAGAGAAACAUAGACAAACUUGAAAGAAUUCAACGUAGGGCAACCAAGUUUAUUCUAAAAUCCAAUGAUCAAUACGAUAUUCGUUUAAGAGAGCUCAAGUUGUUAACCCUUGAACAGAGACGUUUCUUAUUUGAUGUCACUUUUUUGUUUAAGGCCCUCAAUGGCUAUAUGGAUGUGGAUUUUUCUCAAUUUUUGGAUCUUUAUUGUCAAGAGGAUCGCUACUCGUUUCGACAUUUUGAUAAUAGAUCAUUAAAGAAGAGAUUUGCGAGGACAAAUGUACUUAAAAACAGUUUCUUUCAUAGGAUAGUGGAUAAAUGGAACAUUCUGCCUUGUGAGAUCCGCUCUGCUUCAAAUGUCUACAUUUUUAAAUCCAAAGUUAUGAAAUUUUUACUGCAAUGUAAAUAAUAUGUAUUAGCUUGCAUUUUUUUAAAGUAAUAAUACUGCAACAGGUAGUUUUUUUUUUACAUAUAUACAUACAUAUAUAAAAUGAAAUGACGAAAUUCAAAUUGAUCAUCAACUUAAAAGUGCUCAAUGGGUUUACCAGAGCUUUUAAUAUGUAAGACGUAUUUUAUUUUUUCUUUUUCAGCGGUUUACUGAAAAUUGUUUAUCCGUUGCUAUGCAACCCAGCCUAUUAUGAAUCGCUACCGUUUUUUUCAAAAUCACUCUAAAUCACUAUAAAACACCAUGUAUUGUUUCUUUUUGGCAGUUGCCUGAUGAUUGACUUCUCAUGAAGCAUGAAACUCUGAGUAGCAAGUAAAUGUUUUUUACCUAGUUCAAGUCUACGUAUCUACAUACAUUUUUAUAUUUUUAUAUUUUGUAUCAUAAUUUAUCUUAAAUAAGGUGAUUUGUUUUUAUAUGGGGUCGCUGUAACUGUUUUACAAAUCGUCCUUAUGGCCUUUACCUUACUUACUGCCAUUAAAUUGUAAUAAGUAAUGCGUAUCUGCAUGUCAAUUCUUUCCAUCGUGAAUACCGUUUGAACACUCCAACUUUUCUUUGAGAUUACAGCCACAUAGUCCCGUCAAACCAGGUUGAAGUGACCUCUGAGACCUGAACUUCGAUUAUCAAUACCAUUUAGUGGUUUCAAGAGCUGGUGGUGUAAUAUAAGACCUUCACCACGUUGUCCAUGUACUAUUGAUUGACAGUUUUCUCGCCCAGCGCGAUUACUUUUUCUCUCGGGAGCCUCUCAACAAAUUGGAAAUAUCCGCACUCACAGAAUGUGAGUUGAAAUGAUUUUCGUGGGCCUUCCGGGCAGGCGCUCCCUCUCCCCUUGCGCGCCUGUUCUUUCUUGCGCACCCUACUUCCAAGCGCCUGCUACGCAGGCCAAGGUUGAAGUUAGUAUACAACCACAGCUUAAAAACGUACACUUGGCAGACCUUUGAACCUCCACUAGUCUAUGACGGUCUUGUUUGAUCUAUAUUAUGUAUGAAAUAAAACUGUUUAUUAACAGUGUAUGCCAUUAUUUUAUUUUUACAGGAUUAUUUACAGCAGCAUUUGACUGUCAAAUUGAGUGGUUAAUUGUGAAAGGAAUAGCUGACUAUGCAGAUGGUUCUCAGUUGCCUUCAGAGAGUUGGUCUUCCUGCGCUAGUGUGAUGGCAGCAUCCCUUGUUGCACACAUUUUGAGUGAACCCUGUGCUUUUCAUUCAUGGCCUCAUUAUCAAGGUCAGUAACAUUUCUCUUUAAGUUAUGUCCCUUUUUGCCAUGUUGUUUUACGGAAUCUAGGGUGGGUUUCUUCCUUGAUGCAAACAGUAAGCUUAACAAGUACAUUACAGUAUGGGAUAUGUGUCACAAACACCGUUUGACACAGACAACAGACACUUUUCUGCGUCCUCAGUCACCAACUCUAAUACAUUAUCGUCAACCUCGCUUUACGGACACUGGUUAUCUGCGCGCUGUCUAUGACUGAAUAUCUUAGCAGUGAAAACCUAACAGAAAAAGCGAAUGACCUUUCAAAGAUUCUGUCUAAUACUCAGUCCACCUGGCCGAUUAGCAAACUAAACCCCGUCAGUACAAAAAGUAAAGUUGCGUAUACCAAUCAUUCCAUUGCCGUGUUUCAAGAACAAGGGAAUUUUCAUGGUAAUUAUAAAGAGAGACUAUGAUAAAUGUUCGCGAGUUUUCUUUUGGAUGAACUUGUUAAUGUUACAGUUGAGAAAUUUAAAAUGUCUGCUUUAGUCUUUAUAUCGAUAAACAAGUGUUUUGACUGUUUUUUCUGACAACCCGCUUAAUACGGACACCCGGAUAAUACGGACACUAUGGCAUGCCCCUUUCGUGUCCGAAUUAAUCCGGGUUCUACUGUUUCUUUUUUUAAGUACAUAACUUUUUUCUUAAAUGUAAGUGAGAGGUUUCUCUUUGCUGCAGAUUUAUCAGAGCAGAGCUUUGCCGGCAGAUCAAAGGAACAAUUACCAAGUCCCUCAGGUACCAAUUUAUAGCCCCUGUCCAUACGAAUCCAGAUAUGUCAUGAAAGAUAAUAAUCAUCGUGGAUAAUGUGUAUAAAGGGUUUAGUUUUAUCGUUUGUCUCACGAUUGUCACUUUGAUAUUGAUCACGACAUUUCGACCGCACACUGCAGGUCUUCAUCAGGCGAUAGUGUCGAUUCACUGAGUUGGACUAUUUGUACCACCGUGGUUGUUAGUGAUUGGUGUAUCACAAACCUCGCUCAUGGUUGGUAGGUUUCGAUCCAAAGAAUUGUUGUCAUUGUUGGUAUUGUGAGAGGAAGAAAUUGAUCCCUCAGCGAUCCGCUGAGGUAGAACUUCCAUGUUUGAAACCGCAUUUUUUUACACGAAUAGGACGCGGAUGUAUGAGCGGAUUCACUGGUUUAGUUUUGACGAAAGGCCCCCCAAAAAUAUACGGUUUCAUAAAGAUCCGAAUUCGAGUAGACAGGGCCUUGCCUCUGUUAAGUUCACUUGUGUAAUAAGCUAAUCUUUGCACUCUUUCCCUUAGCUUAUUUGUAAAACGGACACUAUGGCAUGCCCCUUUCGUGUCCGAAUUAAUCCGGGUUCUACUGUUUCUUUUUUUAAGUACAUAACUUUUUUCUUAAAUGUAAGUGAGAGGUUUCUCUUUGCUGCAGAUUUAUCAGAGCAGAGCUCUGCCGGCAUAUCAAAGGAACAAUUACCAAGUCCCUCAGGUACCAAUUUAUAGCCCCUGUUCAUACGAAUCCAGAUAUGUCAUGAAAGAUAUUAAUCAUCCAUGUUUGAAACCGCUGAGGUAGAAAUUCCAUGUUUGAAACCGCAUUUUUUUUACACGAAUAGGACGCGGAUGUAUGAGCGGAUUCACUGGUUUAGUUUUGACAAAAGGCCGCCCAAAAAUAUACGGUUUCAUAAAGAUCCGAAUUCGAGUGGACAGAGCCUUGCCUCUGUUAAGUUCACUUGUCUAAUAAGCUAAUCUUUGCACUCUUUCCCUUAGCUUUUUUGUGAAACGAAUAAGGCCCGGUCCAGACGCCGAACUUUUCAUUAGCCGCACCUAAUACAUUGAAUUAAGUACGUGAAAAAAUCGGCGUUUGAAUCAAUUAGGAACGCCUGUUUCAAUCUGGAGCAACUCAGCCGUUCUUUUCUCUUAGCCCGGCCGAGAAUUUCCCCUUUGGAGCUACUUUGGAACGGCUUUGAUUCAGACACCGAACUUUUCAUGUAACGAACCUAAUGCAUAAAUUAUUUUAUUAUUCAUUCAAAAUGUUUCCCCGAUUCUGAUUGGCUAAAAGCAUACGCAUAAUUCACCAUAACCAGCUAUUGAUGACCAAAUUUGAAAGAAUUUGCGUUUAAUGAACCGAUGACGUCAAAAGUGCAGCUUUUUUGCAGGUUAAUGCACCGUUAACCGAGAAGACCUGGGGACGAGGUUGAGUUGUUUUGGUUGUGAGAACAAAAAUGGCGGACAUUUCACUCGUUUCAAGAGUAAGAACUAUGCAAAAUAAUAGCUAAAAACAUGGCAAGAACAGCAAGAAGACAACUCGAAGGGCGACUGCUCCUAUUUGGAGAAUAUUUGCUGAGCUGAACAAACCCUAAAUGUGCACUAUCGAAGAUGAACUUAACAUCCAUGGAUCGAUGGAGGUAAGCAUGUUUUAGCCUUGUUAUUAAACUAGGAAUUAUUUCGAAUGAAUAAUAAAACAAUUAUUGAAUUCGGCUUUCGUAUCAUAUGAAGAAUUAUGGAGAUCUCAUUCAUUAAUUGUUAAAUAGCGUACCGUAUUUCCUCGAAUAAUGGCCUGGGGCGAUUAUUUCUUUUUUCGCACCAAAGGGGGGCGAUUAUUCGAGGGAGGCGAUUAUUUCAAUUAUUUGUUCACUGGAAGUCGUGCCCUAAAUAUUUUGUUUUAUUAUCCCAUUAAAUAAAAAAAUUAUCACAUCAAAUAAACUGAACAUGGGCUUUUUAAGUGCUCCAAAUUUGGUUCCUUGAUUAAUUUUCAGAGCUUGAAUCAUCACUGAUCAGUUUUGUUGGAUCAGAUUCAACUUCAACUUGACGUAGGGGGAUAAAAGAAAGAGAAGAUGGCGAGAUGCGUCGGGGGGAGUCGAUUAUUUUAAACAUUUCCAUCGAAGGGGGCCGAUUGGAGGCGAUUAAUCUAGGGGCGGCUAUUAUUCGAAGAAAUACGGUAUUUUGUAAGCAGUUUGACCGAAAUUAGCAUUUUUUUAAACUUUCUUCAGCUGCAAUUGACAUCGGCGCCUGAAUCAGUGCAGCCGCUCUAAAUAAUUUGGGUCGGCCGUAAUUAGAAUUAGGUUCGGCUCAUGAAAAGUUUGGCAUCUGAACCGGGCCUAAGGUCCUCCUAAGGCACCCUUAUGGAUUCUGAACAAGAUUUACGUAACAAAACAACAACAACAACAACAACAAUGUAGCUUUUAGAGUCAUAUGUAAGGUCAAUGAACGUGUUAAAAAUAUCAUUUAUGACUGAUUUUUUAAUACUAAAUUGGAAGGGGAGGCCAGCACAUGCAAUGUAAAAUAGCCUGUUCACAGACCCUCUAUUUUCUCUUAAAGUAAUUCCCUUGAAAAUGACGUAUUAUCCAGAUUUUUUCAAAGUUGGCACAGAUGUCAGUCAUAUGUAGUACAUUCAAAAACUGCAAUAAAAAGAUGGGGUGACUGUGCUUGUUUUCGGUCUGUGUACCUGUUAUCCUGUUUUUCUCCUACUUACGCGGAAAUAUCGCAAAAACUAUGAAUCUGACUAAAAACUCAAGCCAGUUUGUUCGUCUGGGCUAUAUUUCCCUAGAAGUGAAGUGACCUAAAACAACCCGAUCUUGGAAAAAAGGUAGGGAACUGGAUAAUUUUAACAACCAGGGAAUUACCUUAAGAGAUCGUCCAGCGCGCGUAUGGAAGUAAAACCCGCUGGGGAUUUAUUGCUCGCAGGCGCAAGGGGGUAAAGCAUGCUUUUCGGUAGCAUUUGAAAGUUUUGGAUGCAGGGGUUCAGCUGGCGGACUUGUACCGUUCGUACCACUGGCGCGAACGUCGAGUGCCGGAGGCACAAUCUUUAAGGGGGAUCCGAAGGCAUGCUCGGCCUUAGGAAAUUUUUAAAAUUAGACUCUCUAAAUGCAAUUUCCUACGUUCCCUGGACCGGAAGUGGUUAAUCGGUAAAAUAAGGGUCAAAUCUGAUUAAUAAAUGAAAAAAAAAAAAAACAAGAGAGAGAAGAAAAGAAAAGAAAGAGUUCCAUUGUUAAAUAAAAAUUAUUGCGUGUGAUAAUUACCGGACGUUACAUGUCGAACAACCGGACAACCGGAGUCCGGCGUGCGGCCCGAAACGAAACCCAUGGGUAGGGGUGGGGAAAAGGGAAAAUAGACUUCUUUUGCUUUUUGUUUUUCAGUCUCGCGCUUCAGCUUCGCGCUCUCUCUCACGCGCUGUCGAAUGGUCGAAAAAAAAAAAAAGCAAAGACAAACCUUUGUCGAAAAUACAGACAAACGUCUGUAGACAGGCUGAAUGUGAAAUAAUUGCAGGAUAAAAGUUUUGAAAUCCAUAUCUCAAAAGUUGUUCAACAAGUCAGCCUCGCAACAGAAGGUUGUUUAAAAAAGUGCUGGUGUAAAACUUGGUAAUAAGCUUAACGCACGCAGAAUCACGCGUCUUGCUUCAGUGUUACCAUGAUCAGGCCCUGUUUUCAAUUCUUGAGAGAAAAUAUCCGCGUUAGGUAAACUGCCAUUAUCACUACUACCACAAAACUGUACAAUUAACUCAGUCCUACUACUCCAUGUGUUGGAUGGGAUAAAAGAUUUAAGAGAGUUAUUUUUUUUAUAAACAGAUGCUGCUACUGCUUUUUUGGAGUGGAGUCAAAGUCAGCUGUGCUCAUUCUACAACAGUACCGCGAGCCAGGUAAUGAUUACUCCUUGGGACCAAGGUAAUACCAUCGACAUUGAUGAGGUGUAUGUACAGUUAAGUCUGCUAAGAGAUGACAGAAAACUUGCUGGAACUACAAAAGAAAUGCUUCAAGAUUACAGUCAGAUGUUCGCAAUUCAUGGUCAUCAUCUAAUUCCUAAGAGAAUUUUAGUGUAUGGGAGGCCAGGAAUAGGAAAGUCGACAUUCACAAAGAAACUUGCCGUGGACUGGUCACGCGGAAAUAAAGAAAUCCUAGAGAAGUUUGCUGUUGUACUUUUAAUCAAGCUCCGAGAUGUUUGCAACUCGAAAGACUUCUGUGACAUGCUUAAAAAGGCCGAACUAUUGUCUGCUGAUGACUCUGUGGUUUUUAGUCAGUUGUAUGAUUACAUUCGUCGUAACCAACAGAAAGUCCUACUUAUUUUAGACGGCUAUGAUGAAUACAGCGCCGAAACAUCAUCGCCAGUUCAUCUGAUUUGGAAAGGCAGUCAAUUGAGAGAUUGCACUCUUCUUGUGACAACACGACCGCGGAAAAUGGAUGAGUUAAGACCGGGAAGUCAUGCUCAGUUUGAAAUUGUUGGGUUUGAUUACGAUAAAAUUAGAGAGUUUGCUCUCAAGUUUCUUCGUCACGAAAAACAAGUCGACCAGUUCGUUAAUUUUUUGUGUGAACAUGACCUGGUGGGCUUAGCGGGAAUACCACUUCUCCUGACAAUGUUGGUUCUAAGCUGGGAGGCUUAUGAAUGUCAAGAACCUUCAACGUCCCGCGCAAAUCUGUAUAACAGUUUUUGUCGGACGCUGCUUGAUCACAUGAAAGCCAAAACCUCUGGUGAGACACUCAGAAGCACGGAUGAAUGCAGAGAAGACCUCGCAAAAUUAGGAGAACUUGCCUGGCAGGCACUUUUAAAUGACUGUCUUUAUUUCAAGCUCAGCAACGUGCCUGAGGACAUUUGGUUAUUCCUCGAGGAGUUUAUCGAUGUUGGCUUUCUACAGACUUCUAAUCUUUCAGACUCUCCUCAUCCCGAGAAACUGGCUUUCUUUCUCCAUAAAUCGGUGCAAGAAUUCCUUGCCGCUUUGUUUUUAGUUCGUGAUUUAAACAAAGCCAAGGAACCUUUGAACUCUUUGUCUAAAGUCGACUCAUUUAAAGGGUUCAAGGAGCUGUUUGAAGUUUUCAAAUUUGUGUCUGAGGUGUCAGCAGAAGCUACCGUAGCUGUUUUUCGCCAUCUGAAGAUGAUAGGAGAAAAAGAAGGUCUAACAAGUUACAACUUCUGUGAAGAUCCUUCUGUUAAGGAACUCACAAAGAGACAAAGAGAGUUUUAUGAUAUCAGUCUCGAACUCUUCCUAUCCUGCCCCGCAUCAGAAAGGCAAGCUGUCUGUCCUUCUUUUCUACAAAGUGUUAACGGUGUUUUAAUGAUAGAUGUUAAAAAACACCUGCCUACAGUUGCUAGAGAACAUUGUUUGAGAUCAACAAGUUUUCUUAAGCCAGAUUAUGUAUUUUUUACAAACACACUAAAAGAUGAAGAUGAGCGUGAUCAAAUGUUCUCUGUCAUGUCCGAUUUGGACACUGUUGUUGUGACAUGUUAUGGUGACGUAAAAUCCAUGAAUAGGUACGAUUAUCUAGACCCUGACGAUUUUUUCGUUAAGAAAGUUGGACAUCUAUUAGUGCUCUAUUUAGAUGUAACUUACCCUAAGAACAUAAACCGUAUCAGUCCGAAAUGUAUUAACCUGCUCACACCAUUAAUAUCAGUACCAAAGUCUUCUCUUCAAGAGCCUGAUCACGUGUCACAGAAUCAUGAUGUUUGCAGCUCUUUGCAUUUAACUGAGGAAACAUCUGACCAGACUCUGACACCCUCUCUGUCAUAUUUGAGAGAGAUUAAAAUUGGGGACCCAACAAGUGAACUUGUCAGUUUACUGAGUAAUCUUCACCAUGUGCCUCGACUGUCUGAGCUAGUUUUACGUGGUGUUGGUAUGGGGAAUCAAGAGUGUCAGUUGCUUUCUACUGCUUUAAAGAAUGUUGAUAAGUUACGUAAACUGGACUUAUCAUAUAAUACACUGGGUCACGGGAUAAGUGAGAUUGCCAAACACCUACACAGUGUACCUCAUCUACAAGUGCUGCGCCUGGAGGGUACACAGAUGGGUGAAGAGGAAGUCAUCUCUUUAGCCCAUAGUUUACAGAAUGUGACCCAGUUGAGUAAACUUUCCUUAUUAGACAACCCUCUCGGUCACGGGAUAAGUGAGCUUGCCAAACACCUGCACAGUGUACCUCAUCUAAAAAAGCUGCACCUGAAUGCUACACAGAUGGGUGAAGAGGAAGUUACAGCUUUAGCCCAUAGUUUACAGAAUGUGACUCAGCUGAGUGAACUUGCCUUAUCAAACAACCCACUCGGUCACGGUAUAAGUGAGCUUGCCAAACACCUGCACAGUGUACCUCAUCUAACAAACCUGCACCUGAAUGCUACACAGAUGGGUGAAGAGGAAGUUACGGCUUUAGCCCAUAGUUUACAGAAUGUGACUCAGCUGAGUGAACUUGCCUUAUCAAACAACCCACUCGGUCACGGUAUAAGUGAGCUUGCGAAACACCUGCACAAUGUACCUCAUCUGAUAUGCCUAUUCCUGAAUGCUACACAGAUGGGUGAAGAGGAAGUCACAGCUUUAGCCCAUGUGCUUGUCUGCGUACCAGAACUGCGGCUUCUUUCGCUUAACAAAAAUCCGCUGGGCCGUGGAGUGACUGAACUAAUCAAUUGUCUCAGAAGUAGUCCGCAGCCUAUUGAUCUUUGCCUCAAAAAUGUUCAACUGACGAUGGAUGAAGCCCUUUGGCUGUGUGCUUUAGCAAAUAAAAGGGAAAUGUCCUUGAAGUCAGAUUAUCAUGUAAGUUGCUCUUUUGUAAUUUGCAUUAUUCAUGCUCGUAACACAUGUACCCAUGAACUUCCUGGUAGACGAAAAGGAACCGUUCUUCGAAGGGGCUGUGUCGCCAUUCUUAUUCAUACUAAAAAGGACAUUUUUGUAAAAGAAAACUGGUCGAAUAGUGGUCCAGUUGUGAUAACAAUUGCCUAUGUAUUUUGUCUUUCUUUAUAUGUCCUGCAGGGGUGGAGAUAG